CUAUAGGCCGAGGAUUAGAUCUCACGUACCAGCUGGUGUCAAAAACCUGUCCCUUGAUGAUCUCUCGUAAGCACUGUGUUUUCCAGCAAAAUGCAGAAGGGCAGUGGACUGUCAAGGAUAACAAGAGUCUAAAUGGAGUCUGGCUUAACAAACAGCGCCUGGAUCCCUCAAAAGCCUAUCCUAUCACUGAAGGAGACCGUAUCCAGUUGGGAGUGCCUUUGGAAAACAGAGAGUCUGCUGAAUAUGAGUAUGAAGUAAUUAAUGAAGAAUGGGAGAAAAUCAGACCCUUUUUAGCCCAAAGGAAUGACCUGGGGAAAACUAAGAGUUCAAGAACUAAACGUAAAUUUAGUUUGGAGGAAUCCGAGACAUCUGGAUCAGAAGGCCCUUCAAACUCCAGAUCCAAAAGAGACAGAGUGUCCUGUGACAACGAACCUUUGGGUAAAUCAUGGGGAAGGGUAGAAGAGGCCAAACAGUUAACAGAGAAGAUGGAUUUCAAGCUGCCUUCUGCUGGACCAAGUGAGGAGGAUGGUGGUCCAGUGCGUGGUAGCCCUGUGCACUCUGAGAAAGCCAUGUCUGUCCUCCAUAAGGACCAGAAAGGGUCUGGUCUUGCACAGUCAUGGACUGGCUUGGAAAUGCUGAGGAAAACUCUAGUAGAUAUAAUGAAGUUAAAGGUCAAAGUGCAGGAGAAGCAGACAGCGGUCCUGAACGUGAAGCAGAAGCGCAGAAAGUGUGCUCAGAAGGAGAUCCUGGCAAUGGAGCAGGAGCUGCAGGAGUUACAGGACCAACUAUGCAUGGAACAAGAGCAUCAGCAGCAGCAGGUGGAAGAGCUGGAGAGAACGUUCUCUAAAGAGCAGCAGAAGCUAGAGGGAGUAAAGUGGCAACAUGGGGAAGAGAAUCUGAAGGAACAGCUGGCCCAGGUCCUGCAAGAGCAUCAUGCUUUGAUGGAAGAACUGAGCCGUAGUAAAAAAGAUUUUGAGGAGAUAAUUCGAGCCAAGAAUAAAGAACUGGAAGAAACCAAGGAGGAGAAGGAAAAGGUGAGAGCCCAGAAAGAAGAGGUGUUGAAUCAGAUGAAUGAUGUGUUGGAGAAUGAGUUGCAGUGCACAAUCUGUUCUGAGCACUUUAUCGAGGCGGUCACUCUGAACUGUGCACACAGCUUCUGCUCCUACUGCAUCAAUGAGUGGACGAAACGUAAAGCGGAGUGCCCUAUCUGCAGGCAGGAGAUAAAAUCAAAGACACGCUCUCUGGUGCUGGAUAACUGCAUUGACAGGAUGGUAGAAAAACUGGAUGUCGACAUGAAAGAGCAUCGCCUGACACUUAUCAGAGAGCGGAAAGAGAAACAGAAUGUGUUGGUGAACCCAGCCACGGACAAUGAUAGCAGUGUCAUUUCUUCCAUCUACUCCAUCCUGUUGAUAAGCAGUUGUGACAGUGAGGACUUUGAGGAGGAUUCUUACUACAAUGAAAGCUACUACAUUAUCUAAACACUGUUACUGCAGACUCGUUUGCCUGUGUGCUGCCCAGAACCAACCUAAUGGUGUUUGGUUGGCUGCUCCUGGAUGAGUGGACUGGACAUCUGGAAGGAGAUUCUGUGAAGAGGCUGGAUCUG
Phaethon lepturus (White-tailed tropicbird) is the source of this 1603-nucleotide messenger RNA. RefSeq names its product E3 ubiquitin-protein ligase RNF8-like. Gene Ontology annotation, biological process: protein K48-linked ubiquitination; ubiquitin-dependent protein catabolic process; double-strand break repair. The coding region runs from base 57 to 1478 and encodes 473 amino acids. The transcript has 7 exons. Lineage: Eukaryota; Metazoa; Chordata; Aves; Phaethontiformes; Phaethontidae. The record is from RefSeq and is a predicted model, not a curated record. Gene Ontology annotation, cellular component: ubiquitin ligase complex; nucleus; site of double-strand break. Gene Ontology annotation, molecular function: histone binding; ubiquitin protein ligase activity.